GACCUGUGAACUAUUCCAGCCUGUUGAAACAAAACCAUGGCACAGUCAAGAUUAGGGUUUGAGUCCCAAUUCAAUCUGCCGAUUCCAGCUUGCAAAAUCGGGCUGUUUCGGCGAUGUUUUAGAGCAACAAUGGAGUCCACAGUCCAGAUUAGGGUUUCCGUUUGCAUGAAAGCCAGUCUUCAUCAAACUCCAUGCAACAGAGGCUGGAGCUCCCUCUGGACUGCAUUGCAGAGCAACAAAUUCGGCGAGAAACUGUGCGAAAACACACUACGUGGGUCCAUGCGCAAACAUUCGAUUGUGCUCAUUGCGACUUCCGCAUGGAUCCGUGAACAAAGCUGAGCAACAAUGCACAAUUGGCAAUGUGUUGUUGUGAAGUGUAAGUUGUAACCGGGUCUUUUGCACAAGCGAUGGCGGUAACUGCGCUUCGACUGGAUGACCAAACAGGAGGUCGACGUUGAUGUCGAACUGCGAUUGCAAAGCUGCUUGCGGAGCGUGCCAUUUGAUAAAACCCAUGUGGGUGAAUUUACAACGUUGGAGAAGAGAGCGACAUGGGUUUGUGGAUUGCGUUGCUGGUGAAAACUGACGUGGAAAGUCUCGGGAAGUGGAGGAUUGAGGGAUGUCGAUGAGCCCUGACAUGUGGGCCAUCACCCAUCUGAGUGUUUGUACCAGGAAAGUGUCCCGUCCGGUGUGUGCAAAUGCGUAUAUGGGAGUGAAAGAGUGUGAGAGAAUGUGCAACAAGUUACUCUGCACCAACUCCCCUGUCUUGUUGCAGUGCCAGCGAGUGUGACUGGCAUUUACGCGAAGGGGCAUGUUCUAGUGCAACACCUCUUGCCUCACAGCUGAAAAGUUUCACUUCCAACUCCCACCAGGAGCUCAAUCCCACUGAUUGCAUGUAAUCGUCGCUGAGGAUGCGUCCGAAGCCCUUCUUGAACUAGAUUCUUUCCAUCUAAGCGAAAGUGCUGAAAUUCCAUUGACCGCAUCUUAUCGAUCAGUGAAGUCGCCUGAUUAUUCAUGGAAAGUGAGCACUUCUCUUCAACUCGGAUUAUGGAAUGGAAGAUCACCAUUGGGUUACAACUCUUACAUGAGCUGUGCUGCAUCAUUCCGGAGCAUAUGUCACUGUUAGCCAAGGUGCCCUGAUCAACUGAGAUGAGCUCCUAAGAAUCUCUAGAACGAGAGAUUUAGGGUUUGAUACCCUCCAGCCUUUCAGAUGACGAUGGAGAGGAGUCAACGAGGAACGCAUGAAAGUGCACGGUAAACUGUAAGAAUUGGCCAUGAAGUGAUUAUGCGAAUAAACUUGCAUGUAGUCUCAAGGGACGUGGAUUGAACUAGGAGCUCGAAUUCAUGAUGUGGGCCGGAAAACACUAAUCGCGAAAUCGAGGAGGCGGUCUCCGCACCCCACACCAUAGAAAUGUGUUCUGUAGAUAAGCAGCGACAAUUUCAGAACCUCAGCGCAUGAGGCAAUGGUAUUCAAGGGCGACGACCGGCUCAGAGUCACUACCUCGGCGACAGGACACCCAUUGCACGCAUUUGAGCGCGGCGAGGAGCAGCUCCGUAAGGAAAUGGAGGGGUCGAAAACGUCGCAGAAGAACUUGAAACAUGUCAGAACUACGGCGAAGGAGUUAUCACCAGGUGGCGCGAAAGGUACCUCGUUCGUGUUUCAGAAGCGCCUGGCGAGAAUUGACUGGAGCAGUUUGCAAAACAUCGACAUCGAUCGCACAAUUCGCGAAGCUGACAUAGACACAUUGGAGACAGUGCUUCACACGAUUGCAUUUGGGAACAUUCAAGGAGAGGACAGACGCAAUUUGACGGAUGCUAACUUGGUCAAGAUUUUCCGCCUCGCACAAUUGCUGGUGGAAUAUCUGCUUCAUGUCCAAGACUUGUUGGCAGACCAAAACACUGAGCUCCUUCGGGUAAACUAUAUUGCGCAGCAAAAAAAUGAGAGGGUUCGAAAUCUUUUCUUGUGGCAUAGAAAUGUCCUGUUGCAAACUCGCCAUGAACUAAAACUAGCCAAGAAGACCUUGAAAAAACACGAGCUUAUGUCGAAAACUCAGGGCAAGAACCAAAUUCAGACCUCUCAGAUCAACCAGCCACAGGUGAAGGCAGAGAUGAGCUUGGCUGAAUGGGCACAGAUUCAACGACUUCGUGCGCAACACCAGGUAGACGAUCAGCGCAAGGAAAAUCAGAAGCUAAAGGGAGUCAUGUCCGAUGUAAACAUGGCCAUGGGCAACAAAUAUAAUGAGGAAAAUUCGGGAGUUUAUGCCCCAUCAUCGGUUUCUCCUUCGGUGUACUCAUACGCAAUUUGUUCCCCAGGGGUCCAUUCCCAAACUCGGCCUAAACCUCCUCGACCACUAGCUUUGGAACUACUUGAAAUACAAGAGGAUAGGACAAAGGACGAUAUGGUCUACAUGUUUCCCGAGCGCAUCCUUGCCACACGUGAAGCAAAGAAACCUGCUAACGAACUCUCUAAUGUCGAGAAGGAACCCAUUACAUUCUCGAUGUAUAAAAAAAAACGAGCCCCCUCUCCAGGAGAGCGGUGUACAAAAGAUACUCGUAAGGAUGGGGCACUUCUUGCCUUGGCCCACCCUACGUUUGGGAGACGAGGGACGAAGGCAGUAUCUUCACAUGAAGAGCCAAGCAAGCAGGAAUUGUUUUUCGAUCCCAAACCUUACAGGCAUUCUACGCCAAUUUCGAAACAAUCAUCUCGUCUUGUGCCUUGGGAAGCAAAUUAUGAAACUUGCCCAGAAAGAUUGAAGUCAUGCAAGGAGAAGUCGAAACCAGCGACAGUUGAAAAGAGUAAUUCGAGAAGUGGUGAGAUUUCAACCACAGUUGGAAAAAUGUGCAAAAAGCCACAAAAGGGCACAGGCGCCGCAUGUGACGAGAAGAGACACCAGAAACGACUGUCAGCUUACGAGCUUGAGAAUGAGAAACUCAACAAAAGGAAGCAAGAAAAGCGAACAAGAAGCGAAGGCGCUAGAAGCUGCAAGUUGGGAUCUCAAUAUUCCCACACAUACAAACCAGAGACUCCGACUGGAAACAUAGCUCCUGAGCUACUCGAUUUGAGCGAAAAUAAGGAACACCCAAGGUCGUUGUCAUCCACAAUUCAUCGAGUGCGGAGUAUUGUAAGCAAAUGGAAGGAGACUGAGCAGAAUCAGGACAUUCAAUCGAAGCCCUGUGGUCUUCUUCGAAUCACCCCGGCGCAGUCCUUCCAUACCCAACCGCCAUACAAGCCCGGCCUGUGCUGCGCGCCUGCAUUUCAUCCAUACUUAUGGCUUGGGCAGGAGAAUCCACAACAUCAACCAUCGACUUCUUUACAUAUGGCUGUCCUCAAUAGCAACCCUGACUUGAAGGACGUUCCUCACAACCAACCUCUGAAUAAUCCCAUACUCUCUCCUAAAGAGCACACCCUUCAGCGUUUGGCCACCAUUACUCAGGAACUUGGAAAGUAUUUUCCGAUUGAAAAGCCUACUGUCAAGAAAGUCGAAUCGUACAUAGAGGAAAAUGAACCUAGUUCCAUGUGGUCUGCAACAGUUGAAGCUGAGGAGGACGAGUUAGAUGAGCACACCCCAUCACAUGAGUACGGAAACAAGACAAGCCUACCGUACAAAUUCCUGAGAGGCAAAUGUGGUUGAGUGAACGCGCCUUUGUACCUAUCCCGGCCUUGUCACAUGUGGUUGCAAAAUACCCUAAUCCAGAGGUGGCUAUUGGAAAACCGCACAGAGAGAUAGUUAACGUGUGUUUCUGCAUUUGAUACCGCUUCAUCCACUGCUUUCGCAAUUGCCAUCCACCGUUCUUGUUUCAAUGAGUCAUAAGAUAUCAUUUGAAUUUCUCGAUUUGGCCUUAUCUUCUCACAACGCAAAAGCCCUGAAGGACUAGGUAUUGUAUCGUUUUGCCAUGUACUUGCGUAGUCAUCACAAUUUUCUUUUGUAAUUGUCAUUUGCUUAUCCUCAUUACAUAAAAAGCUCUUGCUGCUUACACAUUCAGCAACAAUUCCCACACAGAAAUUCGAUGGCCAGCUUUGUGAGGAAUUGAGAAAGUUUGGAAUAACAUCAAAAACGAAUAGCAUCAGUGAUACCACAUACAAUUCGAUUUCUGUUGCUCUGAGAAAGCAGCAAUCACAGCGUAUGUCUCAUGUCCAUGAUAAUGAGCGAAACCUCAUGGAGUUUGAGAGAGGUGCUACUUUAUGGCAGACUCAACCUGUCCACAGCAACUCCGCUUCAGUCAGAAGCCAUCAAGUCCAUCCCAACGAAUCCAACUACGAGUUCAGUGAAGACGAAGGAGAAGAAGAACAGAACCCUGGAAGAGGCGAACAAAGCUCAGAGAUUAGUGAGUUAAGUGACCAUGGUGAUGGUUUCCAUGAGGCUGAACUGCAUGAUAAAAAUCAAGUUGGGACCCGGUUCAUGUAUCCAAACUCACCAAAAGCUAGCAGCAAGGGCUACACUGAUCUAAUCUCUUCACCUCAGCAACGAACUCACAACGUUUCCAGGCUGUGCUCAUCCACUCCUGCACCAUUGAAUUCAACGAGGACUUCUCGCGAGUGUGAAGACGAAGAAGAAGAUGCAGAAUCACUUGGACUGGGUGAAUGGGAGAGUGGUGACGACUCAUCAGGGACCUAGAGGUAACAUUUUGUUGUGUGAGUGUUUGGUGAACAUAUAGUGUAAUGGAGCAUUCAUGCGUUUACAAAUGUCCAUGUAUAUAUAUAUAUAUAUAUACACACACACACACACACACAGAGCAGGGGUUAUUCGUGUGGAAGGGAUGGGGUAGACAUAGGUUCCAUCAUACAUAGUUGAGAAUUUUAUCUUCAAGGUUUGAACUGCCAACUUCUUUGAUAUUAUUUUGCAUACUUGGGUACAACUUGUCACUUUCUUUUUAAAUUAGGGUCACUCAGUGCCAAUUCAUGCAUUAUUUUCAUAUGGGAGCAUUAUCCCUUCAGGGAUUUUUUUUUUUCUUUGACAAUUUUUGUAACUAAUAUAUAAUAUAAGAACUUUGCUGCUA
Messenger RNA from Physcomitrium patens, 4995 nucleotides. NCBI's taxonomy places the organism in Eukaryota, Viridiplantae, Streptophyta, Bryopsida, Funariales, Funariaceae. The record is from RefSeq and is a predicted model, not a curated record.